AUGACUCAGUCUACAACCAAUGUCUUUGGUGCUGCUUCCUCGUUUCUUCCACCUCCUGGUGUUAUGCCAACGACGACACCACAACCACCGACACCAAAGCACCCGCCAAACACUACUCCGAGUAAUACUAUCUACAUUAAUAAUUUGAAUGAGAAAAUAAAGAUACCAGUCCUCAAAAAAACCUUAAGAACAAUUUUCGAAAGGUACGGCGAAAUAUUGGAUAUUGUUGCCCAUGGGAAUCUCCGAAUGCGUGGGCAGGCUUUUGUCGUGUUCAAAGACCAAGAAAACGCAGCAAAGGCAAUAAAGGAGGUUAAUGGGUUUAUACUUAAAGAAAAAGCAAUGCUUAUACAAUACGCAAGAUCAAAAUCAGAUGCUAUCGCUAUAUCCGACGGCACCAUCGAAGAACAUAAACGACAAAGAUUAGAAGCAAAAGAAAAACGCGCCAAAGAACCACCUCAAAAACGAUUCAAGACAAGCCACUCAGGAGGUCAAGCAGGAGGGUCGGCAAGUGCCGCAGGCGGAUCGGGAGGUGCAGGCGGAGGUGACACAUUUCCAGCUAGCGGUAAUAUCGCGGAUGAGUUUCUCCCGCCCAAUAAGAUUCUGUUCUUGCAGAAUUUACCGGAAGAUAUUACUGAAGCGAUGCUUACUGGUUUGUUCCAGCAAUAUCCCGGCUUCAAAGAAGUCCGUACCGUCCCCGUAAAGAAAGAAAUCGCGUUCGUUGAGUACGAGAACGAAGCACAGGCAAUGAUCGCCAAAGAAGCCUUAUCCAAUUAUUCAGAUCAUAAAAUUAAAAUCACAUUUGCAAGAAAAUAA
Ambispora gerdemannii is the source of this 813-nucleotide messenger RNA. The record is from the annotation of a GenBank genome assembly. Lineage: Eukaryota; Fungi; Glomeromycota; Glomeromycetes; Archaeosporales; Ambisporaceae.